This is a messenger RNA of Pundamilia nyererei, 1466 nucleotides long. RefSeq names its product V-type proton ATPase subunit S1-like. The transcript is spliced from 10 exons. Gene Ontology annotation, cellular component: proton-transporting V-type ATPase complex. Gene Ontology annotation, molecular function: ATPase activator activity. The record is from RefSeq and is a predicted model, not a curated record. The coding region runs from base 87 to 1433 and encodes 448 amino acids. Lineage: Eukaryota; Metazoa; Chordata; Actinopteri; Cichliformes; Cichlidae.
ACAAGCAGGAAGUCAUCUCUUCAGCACAUGACUGUCAGGUGGUGUGGGUCACGUGAGCAUAGAGUUACGGAAAAGUCUAAACGAAAAUGGCAGGUUCGAGGAGCUCCACUCGGUUAAUGGGUCUUUAUAUUCUACUUUUCGCCCCUUUUUUCGCCUUGGGGAGCGCCACGUCUCAAGUGCCUUUUCUUAUGUGGUCCAGUGAACGCUUGCCACCACUGGCCUCACCUACAGCUGGUCAUAUAGCAUCUUAUGAGCAGCUGAGUGCCUACCUCACCUCUGCCUUCAGCUCUGGCUCCCACACCGUGCUGCUGUUCUUGCAGGACAAGUUAAGCAAAGAUGACUUCACAGUCUUUGGUGGCGUAUUUGGGAAUAAGGAGGAUAGUGCCUUUAAAAACAUUGAGGAUGCAAUGCAGUCUUCUACCUCAAAAGUGACACUGCCUGCCUUGGAGUGGUCUGGUUCCUUUAACAUGGCAGCUCUGCUGCAGGAGAAGCUCGGUGUUUCGCCUGUGCUCGUCGAUGCAGACACUCUCUCACAUCUGACUAUCAAAACGUCUGUCAGCAACCUCCUGCUCAUCAAUCUUCCUUAUUGUAGCAGCUUACAGAAGUCAUGCAAGGAAGUCCUACAUGAGAAUGAUGAAAUUAUUGGAAAAGUUCUGAGUUCAAUGAAAGCAAAAAACAUCCCAUACACUGCAAUAUACACAGGAUUCCAGCCAUCACGAGUGAUUUCAGAAACCCCGAUUUCUGAUCAGCCAGUGGGUCGGUCCUUGCUACAAGCAGAUGGAUCUGAAGUUAAGCCUCCCAUCAUGUUUAAUGUAUCUGGUGGUCCCUGCAUAAUGCUGUGGGCUCAAAAUCUCACUGUCAGACUGAGUCCGAGCUCACCAUGGAUCGACCUUGCUCAGGAUGUACCUUCCUUUGUUGGAUCACUGUGUAAUGGCAGUACCUCACGGCUUGUGCUUAGUUACCAAUCAGGCUUUAGAUUAAGUUUUUCAAUGAGCAAGCGUUUCUACUCUGUCUCUGCACGAGAAUGGUUCUCCCUGGAUGCAGUUGAGCUGCAGUACGCUAACCUCAGUGCAUCUUACAUCGCGAGCCGUGACAUCUAUGCUCCCGCAGAGUAUUCCUUUCAUUGCCAGUCUGUCGCCAACUUCGGAGAUAUCCGGCUCCACACAAACACAACAGACACAAAUUUAUCUCAAUGGAGGCUAAAUUUUAUCGACUUCCAGAUUCAGGGCUUUGGGUUGGCCAACAGCACAAACUUCUCCUACGCCAGUGACUGUGCAAGCUUCUUCACCCCAGCAAUUUGGAUGGGACUGGUGACUGUGCUCCUUACGCUGCUAAUUUUAGUGUACGGUCUGCACAUGAUCAUGCAGAUUAACACCAUGGAUCGGUUCGAUGACCCCAAAGGCCCAUCAAUUUCAGUGCCUCAGUCAGAGUAAAUCACUUUUUUACUUAAAAAAAAAAAAAAAAAA